Lottia gigantea (owl limpet) is the source of this 991-nucleotide messenger RNA. RefSeq lists its product as hypothetical. The transcript is spliced from 12 exons. Lineage: Eukaryota; Metazoa; Mollusca; Gastropoda; Lottiidae. Bases 15 to 947 code for a protein of 310 amino acids. Gene Ontology annotation, biological process: maturation of SSU-rRNA from tricistronic rRNA transcript (SSU-rRNA, 5.8S rRNA, LSU-rRNA). Gene Ontology annotation, cellular component: nucleolus; small-subunit processome. The record is from RefSeq and is a predicted model, not a curated record.
GCGCUGUAUUCAAGAUGGAAGCCAAACACAUGGAGCAGAUCGUAGAACAAGAUUUACCAAAGGUAAAAUCCACAUUGAAAGAUAUUAAGGACAACCUGACUGGCACCAUUCCACUAGUAUCAGCUUUAAUUGAUAAAGUUCAAAAUGGAAACUGUCCCACAGCAAAGGGAGUGAGUUUUCUAGAGUUGAAAUUUGAGAUGUUAUUGAACUACCUGAUUAAUCUAGUCUAUGUAAUGCUUCGUAAAACCAGUGGUUUAACAAUUCUGGACGACCCAGCUAUUGAAAGACUGGUGGAAAUAAGAACGGUAUUAGAAAGAAUGAGGCCGAUAGAUCAGACAUUAAAAUAUCAGAUUGAUAAACUGAUAAAAACAGCUCAAACUGGCAAACAAGAUUCAAAUGAUCCUCUACGUUUUAAAGCCAAACCUGGUAAUUUUGCUACAGAGGAUGAUGAAGGAGAAGAUGAGGAUGGAGAAGUGAAGAAAUACGUGGCACCUAAAGUAGCUCCAGUUGCUUACAAAGGUGAUCUGACAGCAGCUGAACAAGAAGAUUUAAUAAAACAACGUGCGGUGAAACGAGUGUUGAGUAGUCGAAUGUUGAAAGAAUUACGACACCAAUAUGAUGAUGCUCCUGAAGAAAUCAGAGAAGCCUAUGAUGUUCAUAGAUUACGAGAAAAUAAAAAAGAACGAGAAAAAACAGAAUAUGAAGAAGAAAGAUUUUUGCGUUUACCCAGUAAAAAGAGACAAAAGGGUGCUAAUAAUGAACUAGCUACUCUGACAUCCCUGAAUAAAAUAACUCAGUUUGGUGACAUGUCGGCUCUUUCUGCUGAUGAUGGUAUCUUUAAAAGGCGAGGUGCCAAGAAGAUGAAAAUGACACCUGGAAUGAAAAAGAAAUCUAAAGGAAAAAAGACACCAAAAGGAUCAAAAUCCAAGUUCAAAAAAAGAAAAUAAUUUCACUAGUUUAUCUGUAAAUAUUUGUAAUAAAAUAUUAAAAA